AUGGACUUCAACAACAUUGUGAUGUCCGAGAAUGGCGAGCGACCACGACAUUACCCCGGGUUCCACCAAACAGACAUUGUACGAGCACAGUCUCUAGACAGGCUCCAGUAUCUUACAUCUCAGGAAAAGCCGUUCUUCUUGACGAUAGCCCCCACCGUUCCACAUGAAAACUACAACUUCUACGCUCCAGUCCCACUUCUACGACACAAGGGCCUCUUUCCCAACGUCACUUCUCCAAAGCCCCCCAACUGGAACCCCCCAGAUGAACUUCAAAUACAAAAGUCCAAUUGGAUGAAGAAUUUACGCCAGUUGAACGAGACAGAAAUAGCGCAAGGUGAUUGGCUAUUCCGCCAGAGAAUCGAGUCGCUUCAGGGAGUGGACGAGAUUAUUGAAGAUGUUGUGCAGUUGCUGGAGGACAAGCAACAAGUUUUCGCAAAAAGGCUGGAAGAUGAAGUUCUAACGGAAGUGACAGUCAUCUACACCACAGAUAACGGCUGGACAAUCGGAGCCAACCGUGUCGCAGCUGGUAAAGCCACUCCGUACGCAGACGACACAAACCUCCCAUUUGUUGUCCGUGGCCCUGGAGUGCCCAGCGGCGUCAAAUCUUCUCUUCCCGGAUCACAUGUUGAUCUCGCUCCAACAUUCCUCGAAAUUGCUGGAGUCAACCCCGAAGACUUUCCUCCAUUUCUCGAUGGUCGCAGUCUCUUUGACCAAUGGCUUCAGCCUGAAUCAGGCUACAAGAGCCAGAACCAAGGGGUAGGCAGGGAAUUGCUGAACGUGGAGUUCUGGGGCUCCAGAAUCAUCGAGGCACCCGCUGCGUCUGAAGUUGGAACGAUUCUGAACAACAGCUACAAGACUUUGCGGUUGGUUGGGAAUGAGUUCUCGUGGUUAUUUGUGAAGUGGUGCACCAACGAGAUGGAGCUCUACAACACUCAGGAUGACCCUUACGAACUCGUCAAUCUGAUAAACUCCACUGACACCUCAGUCCAACAACUCCUUACCCGCCUCAAUGCAAUCCUCAUGGUCACCAAGUCCUGCACCCAGGAAACCUGUCGCGACCCCUGGGCCGUCCUACAACCACCCAAUUCUUCCCAAACCACAACGCUCACAGAAGCCCUAUCUUCUGAUCAUGACGCCUUCUUCGCUUCUAUACCGCAAGUUCAAUUUAAUGAGUGCAUGCAGUACCAGUAUAUCCCCAACGAAGGCCCUUUCUACCCUUCGGGUGCGGAGGAAGGAUUGUCCAGCAAAUUCCGGCAACCAACGGAUAACUUUGUGGAGACCAGCGCAGUCAAGGUCGUCAAGCCUGAUCUCACCAAAUUCUACGGCGGACCUGAGCAGAGAAAUGUCAAAUGGGCGGAGAUACUUGCGGCUUCGAGGCCGCUGACGGAUGAGGAACUUGGGUCCAGCGUUGAUUCGAGAAGUUUCGAAGAGCGAGAUAUCCUAGAGUGGUACAACUGA
Colletotrichum chrysophilum is the source of this 1458-nucleotide messenger RNA. RefSeq lists its product as uncharacterized. Gene Ontology annotation, molecular function: glycosaminoglycan binding; N-acetylglucosamine-6-sulfatase activity. The record is from RefSeq and is a predicted model, not a curated record. The coding region runs from base 1 to 1458 and encodes 485 amino acids. The transcript has 4 exons. Lineage: Eukaryota; Fungi; Ascomycota; Sordariomycetes; Glomerellales; Glomerellaceae.